Tauraco erythrolophus (red-crested turaco) is the source of this 1742-nucleotide messenger RNA. The record is from RefSeq and is a predicted model, not a curated record. Lineage: Eukaryota; Metazoa; Chordata; Aves; Musophagiformes; Musophagidae.
AGGUUCGGAUCGCUGCGGUGGAAGCCCUCUGUAUGUUGGCUCAGUCCUCGCCUUCUUUUGCGGAGAAAUGCCUGGAUUUCUUGGUUGACAUGUUUAAUGACGAAAUUGAGGAGGUGAGGUUGCAGUCAAUACACACAAUGAGAAAAAUUUCCAACAACAUCACGCUGCGGGAAGACCAGCUGGAUACUGUGUUAGCUGUCUUGGAGGAUUCUUCGAGGGACAUUCGGGAAGCACUUCAUGAACUGCUGUGUUGCACCAAUGUCUCAACUAAAGAAGGCAUCCAUCUGGCGCUGGUGGAGCUGCUGAAGAACCUGACCAAGUAUCCCACAGACAGAGAAUCCAUAUGGAAAUGCUUGAAGUUCUUGGGAAGCAGGCAUCCCACUUUGGUGCUUCCGUUGGUCCCAGAGCUGCUGAGCACACAUCCCUUCUUUGACACUCCAGAGCCAGACAUGGAUGACCCAGCCUACAUUGCUGUUCUGGUUCUGAUUUUUAACGCUGCGAAAAGUUGCCCAACAAUGCCUGCCCUCUUCUCUGAUCAUACAUUCAGACAUUAUGCCUAUCUUCGGGACAGUCUCUCCCAUCUGGUCCCUCCGUUAAGAUUGCCAGGUAGAAAGCUGGUGUCCUCACCUGUCUCUCCCAGUAUUACACCGCAUGAAGAUCCUUCCCAGCAGUUCUUGCAUCAGAGCCUGGAGAGGGUUUACAACCUUCAGCACCUCGACCCGCAGGGCAUACAGGAGCUGCUGGAAUUUACCAUCCGUGAUCUUCAGAGGCUUGGAGAGCUGCAGUCAGAACUGGCAGGGAUGGCAGAUUUCACUGCAACUUACCUUCGGUGUCAGCUGCUCCUCAUCAAGGCCUUGCAGGAGAAGCUGUGGAACGUGGCAGCUCCUCUGUACCUGAAACAGAACGCGUUGGCAUCUGCUGCAGCAAAACAGAUCUUGGAAGAAACUUAUAAAAUGGAGUUCAUGUACAGCGGCGUGGAGAGCAGGCAGGUGGUCAUCAUUCACCACAUGAGACUGCAGGCGAAGGCCUUACAGCUUAUAGUGACUGCUCGGACCACCAGAGGAGUGGAACCCCUUUUUGGAAUGUGUGAAAAAUUCCUACAAGAAGUAGAUUCCUUUCAGAGAUGUUUCAUCUCUGAGCUUCCACAUAUGCAAGGCAGUUUUGUAGAUAAAUUGCUGGACUUAAUGCCCAGGCUUGUGACAUCCAAGUCGUCAGAAGUGGUCAAGAUUCUUCAGACAACGCUGCGACAGAGUACCUUCCUCCACCUCCCUCUUCCAGAGCAGCUCCAUAAAGCUACUGCAAAUAUCAUUGAGCCUACUGGUGAGUCUGAUAAUCCUCUGAGGUUUACUUCGGGGCUGGUGGUGGCACUGGAUGUUGAUGCAACUCUGGAACAUGUGCAGGAUCCCCAAGGAACCGUUAAAGUUCAGGUACUCUAUCCAGAUGGACAAGCACAACUAAUCCAUCCGAAACCAGCUGACUUCCGAAAUCCUGGUCCUGGAAGGCACAGACUGAUAACUCAGGUUUAUCUCUCGCACACGGCCUGGACAGAGCCAUGUCAGAUUGAAGUGCGGUUGCUGCUGGCUUACAAUUCCAACAGGAGCAAGGCAUCUGCUAAAAUUCCUAAAUCUACCUGGAGCGAGAGCUUGGAGGCUCUCCCUCAACCUGAAAGCGGCAUAGAGGGGACCAUACCCUUCAGCAAACCCGUCAAAGUUUAUAUAAUGCCCAAACCUGCCAGACGGUGA